CCCAAGGCCCAGUUUUCCGCCCAGCGGAACCUGGUGGGGCACAGCUGGGACCCUGCACGUUGGCGGAAUGGACCUGACCUGGGCCACGCAAGAGAGUGAGGCGGUGGCGGAGAAGGUGCUCCGGUAUCGGCGGGACGCGUCGGGCUGGAAGAAGUGCCGGGAAGGCAAUGGAGUUUCAAUUUCCUGGAGGCCAUCUGAGGAGUUUCCAGGGAAUCUGUACCGGGGAGAAGGGAUUCUGUGCGGGACACCAGAAGAGGUGUGGGAUUGUGUCAAGCCGGUUGCUGGGGGCCUCCGGGAGAAGUGGGAUGACAAUGUGAACAGCUUUGAAAUUGUCCAGAGCAUCACGGAUACGCUGUGUGUGAGCAGAACCUCCACGCCCUCAGCCGCCAUGAAGCUUAUCUCUCCCAGGGACUUCGUGGACUUGGUGCUGGUGAAGACAUAUGAGGAUGGCACCAUCAGCUCCAAUGCUACUCACGUGGAGCAUCCAUUGUGUCCCCCAAAGCCAGGUUUUGUGAGAGGAUUUAACCAUCCGUGCGGGUGCUUCUGUGAACCACUGCCAGGGGAGCCCAACAAAACCAACUUGGUCACAUUCUUCCAGACAGACCUGAAUGGCUACCUCCCUCAGAGCGUAGUGGACUCCUUCUUCCCUCGCAGCAUGGCUGAGUUCUACCCCAACCUUCAGAAGGCGGUGAGGAAGUACCAUCACUGACAGUCGCCUGUGGGCAAGGAUUGCCUGUGGUCCUGCAGGAACUCCAGCUGUCGAGUGAGCCUCACGGGACAUGGAAGAGCUGCUGUGGCCUUUUGAGAUGCCACAAUAAACAGCAAAUCUCAGGGUACCAUUCCAGAGGAGCAGCCCAUCCCCCACACCACCCUCCUUCCUCCUGGGCUUGGUGUGGAAGUUGCUGAGCUGUCCGUCAGCUUGACGUGAUGCACACAUACACCUGGCAGAGCAGGGCAGGUCCUGCUAUGGCUACCUGAGAGAUGGCUCAAGUACUCUGAUUCCUUGUGGUCCAGAGCCCUGUGUUCUGGUUGCUGUCACACAUCUUGUCCCUGUGCUGGUCUUGAAGAAUCAUCAUCCAUUGUGGUCGCUAAGUCCUGCUUCCCCUGGCAUCCGGAGUUCCCAGAUUUCUGUGUUCCCUUUCUGAUAUGCUUUUGUAUACAAAUUUUUAGCACAAGACUUUCCCCCUUUACAAAAGUGUCAGCUUGGGAAAUGAUGUUUUAAACCACGGGAUAAGCCUUAAGGAAAAACCCUUUCAAUCUGCCUUUUGUGGUAUCUUCCAGCAGAAUCAUCUCUUUCUACCUGUUUUUCCCUUCAUGGGCUAAGGUUCACAUUUCCAUGAAACCAGUUUGUAUCUGCCUCAGGCUAAUUUGUAUCUUUGGGAAGGAGUGUGAGUCCUCGUGGCCCCUGUGAGUGAUUCUGAGUGGAGGCAGUUGCUCCUGUGUGCAUGCUGGACUCUUGUCCCGACCCGCAGGAGAAAGGCUCCUGGCAGACUGUGGAGGAGAGCCCCCGACAUACACCUCACUGUGCCCUCGGUUGUGAUGGUGAGGGUGUCUCCUUAGCUUUCCAAAUAAAUUUAGAUUCUUGCUUUCUGUCAUAUGGAGAAAGGAAAGAUUUCUGUCAGCCGACAUUGUCUUCAGAGACAUGGUGCCCUCACAAUCCCGCUGCUCUCCUCUAGUAGAUUUUAAUAAUUUUAAUAAUUCCCUACUCUUUCUCCCUUUGUUCUUCUCACUGUUGUUGUGGUUGGGCGGCCCGGAUUUUGUCAGAGGGCACAGUUUCAUCUUGUUGAGGAUUGUUCAGAAUGUCCCACAAUCUGCACAGAUCUGUCUGGUUUUCCUGCUGCCGCCCUGUUGUGGACCUUGACUGUUGAUCUCUUUCUGUGGUCUCUCUCUCUGGUUUGGCCUCCAUCCUAAGCUUACUUAAUUGCUGUACCAUUAUUUUGGAUGCGAUCCACCAUGGGUUUUCUGAGACAGGCUUUCUCUUUGGCCUUAGAUUUACCAAAUAGGCUACAUUGGAUGGCCGGCCAGUUCCAGGGACCCGUACUUUCUGCAUCCCUGGGUCUGGGAUUAUACAUUGAAUGUCACUACAUCUGGUUAUUUUGUUUUAUUUUGUUUUGGGGGAUUUUUGUUUUUGUUUGUUUGUUUGGUUGGUUGGUUGGUUGUUUUUUGUUUGUUUUGUUUUUUUGUUUUUUCUUGUCUCUGGGGAUUAAGUUCAGGUUAAUGCACGGCAAGCAUUUUACUGACAGCUGUCUCCCCAGCCCCACGCCUUUUACUGUUAGAUCAAAUGUACCUUCUGUUAAAUCUAAUAGAUUGAUGCAAAUGG
This is a messenger RNA of Apodemus sylvaticus (European woodmouse), 2320 nucleotides long. It is a transcript of the gene Stard5, whose product is annotated as StAR related lipid transfer domain containing 5. Bases 68 to 709 code for a protein of 213 amino acids. The transcript has 6 exons. The record is from RefSeq and is a predicted model, not a curated record. Lineage: Eukaryota; Metazoa; Chordata; Mammalia; Rodentia; Muridae. Gene Ontology annotation, molecular function: lipid binding.